CCUCAGUUUUGUUUCCUGUGGCUGCGGCGACAGGUCAGAGAGACUCGGAGCUUCCCUUCCCCCCCCCGAUCCACCCGUCGGACCAUCUCCCGGGCGCGCCAUGGCGGAGCACGCCGCCCCGGAGCUCCCGAAGAGGUGCCACCACUGCGCAGGGCCCCUCUCCAAGGACAUGGAAACAAGCAGCUGGACGGUGACCCCCUUGGUUAGAGAUAGCUUCUCAAUGAUCGGUUCCGCUGUUGGGGGUACUGCAGGCGCGUUUUAUGCUUUCAAUCAUGCCAUGCCUGUCGUUCGGCGUUACGUAAAAGGGCCAAUGUGGGUACACUUUCUUGUUGGUGCCCCUCCAGUUAUGGUAUUUUCUUCUGCAUGUGCUGGAUUAGCAGGUGGCACAAUACCAGCUCUUGCACAGCUGAUUUCAUCGUCCUGUCAUGCCGCCAUGUCAUCACCCUCAUUUACCCGCUCUGCUUCUCGUGAGGACAUGCACAAGAGCAGAGGAUCCUCGCCCUUGUAACUCGCACAACAGACCCAGCACUGAAUUGUAGCGCUCUACAGAAAUCCAUGGUACCACUGACAGGGGGUCAACUUUUGUAAAUGCCAAGAUUUUCUUGCGGAAUGACGCUAAAGCUUGUACUGCCCUGUUCGCAUUUUUUGAUAUCUAUCAAUAUGCAUAGGUUGUGUCGUUUAUGAUAUCGGGUUAACUUUUGUUCACAAUAAGUCCUUGGGUGUUUGCUCAACUCAACCUGAGGAUCUGUUCAUCUGUUCCAAAAUGGUACAUACUUUUGCUUGUUA
This is a messenger RNA of Lolium perenne, 786 nucleotides long. RefSeq lists its product as uncharacterized. NCBI's taxonomy places the organism in Eukaryota, Viridiplantae, Streptophyta, Magnoliopsida, Poales, Poaceae. The record is from RefSeq and is a predicted model, not a curated record.